AUGUUGAUUACUAAAGCCAUCGUCCCUACAAUCAUCUUCGCAGCUCAUACUCUCGCUGGCAGAGCUGGCAGAACUAUCAGCCUUUGCGGAGUUCGCGAAUUCUUGAGCUGCGCACAAGUCAAAUUCCAGAAUAACGAAUGCGUCAAGCCGACUGCAGUACCAAGGGUCCAUCUAUGUGGUGGACCGGGAAAAAUGGUCAGGUCUACCCGGAGUUCAGUUCGACGUUCGUUUCUUUCCGAUGUAAUUAAACGGGUAAGGCUCAAGCUUCUUUGCGUUCUAUUACUAUUAUUGCUCAUCGAAUACCGAUUCUCCUUCAUUUACCCUCGCAUCAGUCUGUACCUGCCUCGUCAUGAAGCUCUCGAACCACGUCGUGAUUCAGGUUCCGAGCCGCCGUCUUCCGCUAUUGGUGGUAGUGGUAGUAGUGGUGGUAGUGGUGGUAGUGGUGGUAGUGGUGGUAGUGAUAGUAGUGGUAGUAGUAGUAGUAGUAGUAGUAGUAGUAGUAGUAGUAGUGGUACCGGUAGUGGUAUCAUCGGACGAUCAGCUGACUGUCCCAAAGGCCCUGCAUCCUCCAGGAAAAAGUUGGUGAUGGGUGCCAGAACCAGAAUGGAGAACUUGAUCGCAGAAAGACGCCGCAUCCUGAACCUAGGGCCAGAUGAUGUAAGGAAGACCGAUCCCUUGCUUUGA
Drepanopeziza brunnea f. sp. 'multigermtubi' MB_m1 is the source of this 684-nucleotide messenger RNA. NCBI's taxonomy places the organism in Eukaryota, Fungi, Ascomycota, Leotiomycetes, Helotiales, Drepanopezizaceae. The record is from RefSeq and is a predicted model, not a curated record.